This is a messenger RNA of Aaosphaeria arxii CBS 175.79, 2159 nucleotides long. RefSeq names its product TolB, C-terminal domain-containing protein. Gene Ontology annotation, biological process: protein localization to mitotic spindle pole body; microtubule anchoring at mitotic spindle pole body; mitotic sister chromatid segregation. NCBI's taxonomy places the organism in Eukaryota, Fungi, Ascomycota, Dothideomycetes, Pleosporales. Gene Ontology annotation, cellular component: mitotic spindle; MWP complex; microtubule organizing center. Bases 38 to 1864 code for a protein of 608 amino acids. The record is from RefSeq and is a predicted model, not a curated record. Gene Ontology annotation, molecular function: protein binding. The transcript is spliced from 2 exons.
CCGAAAUCCAACCCAUGAUUCCGAGCACACAUUCACCAUGGAGAACCUAGAGGUAUCCCAACAAUUCAAAGCAUCACAAUACCUCCCCUCGCCCACCGCCGCACACCUCGCCUGCAUCACCGGCACGCGCCUCCAAAUCCGCUGCGUCGCCUCCAACGAAGUAAUCCGGAACAUCGCGCUCCCCGCAUCCCUCGACGUGCGCAACGCCCGUCUCGCGUGGUCCCCGCCCUCGACAUCCCCACGCCCCGACAACCCGACCUCGUCGAGCGCCGCAGCGACCCCGCCGCGAACCCGCAGGAGGACGGCCCCGCGCUCGAACCGCAUACUCGUCGCCGCCGAGGAGACGACGCGGGUGUACGAUCUGCGCGACCAGAAAUGGAGCGCGACGAUAAGUAAUGGGUCGGGCGGGAUGGGCAAGAACGUGCAUGCUGUUUUCGGGGGCACGGAGGACGAGGUUGUGAUUUGGAGCGAUUUCGCGAGUAAGGCGACGGUGUGGUGUCUAAGGACGGGACGCACGGUCGAGAUCAAGGAUCCGAAGUUCUCGGGGAGGGAGGGGAAGGGCUGGGGGUAUCGGCCUUGUGGUGCGGAGUCCAGCGAGACGGGAACGGUGGACGUGAGGAGGGAUGGGAGGGUGUUGGCGAUGUUGUGUCGGUCUGCGGGGCAGGAUGUCUUGCUGAUACUGGAUGGGGUCAAGUAUCAGGUUGUUAAGAGGGUGGAUUUACCGACGGUGGACGCGGUGGGGUUGAAGUGGAGUUUGGAUGGGCGGUGGAUUGCUGUUUGGGAUUCUGCUGCUUCGGGGUUCCAAUUGCAUGUUUACACCGCGGACGGACAUCUGUAUAAGACUGUUGGUCGCGAACCGUCGGAUCGACUGAGUGAUUGGACAGUGGAGGGUUUGGGGAUCAAGAGCGUGGAAUGGGUGCCAGGGAACCAGUGGUUGGCAGUGGGAGGCUGGGACCGCCGAGUUCGCAUACUUUCCACCCGCACGUUCGCGCCAGUCGUGUUCCUGGAUCACACGGCGCAGAUAAACGUCCCAAGCGCUGCGGUCUACACCGAAGAGGUGGACGCCAGAGGGAAUCGACGGUACAGCUUGACCCAACAGCCCGUGGAGCCUCCAAAAGCAGUCACGGAGAAGAACGACACAGGGGCGAUGAAGCAAGGCAUAAGCCUGCUCGCGUUCAACAUGGACGGCACGAUUUGCGCUACGAGAGAUGAUGCUACGCCAACGACGAUAUGGAUAUGGGAUCUGCGGAGCCUGAGGCCCAGCAUGAUACUGAUCCAGCACUCGCCUGUCAAGAGCUUACAAUGGCAUCCGACCGAUCCUUCACUCCUUCUCAUCCAGACUACACAAGACACUCCGACUCUAUAUCUCUGGCGCGCCCCAUCACUCCAAUCAUCCACAUUCGGAGCCUCCACAUCCUCGUCCAGAACCCCCAUGGAACCCACGAUCAUCACCCUAAAAGACCACAUCACCAAGUGUGCAGGCUCCGUCCCGGCCCGUUGGGACGCAAAAUGGCUCCCAACCACCCCAGACAAGAAGACAUCCAUCGUGCUGGGCCACCAACAAGGCUGCAUCCUACUCUGGCCCGACGGCAAGGACCAGAUUCUCCGCUUCGAGAGCGUGGAGGGCGAUGACAGUGAUGAUAGUCUGUACGACAUCCUAACCGGACGGACGCCAAUUCCGCCGUUGCACCAAUCUGCACGAGAGGAUGACGAUAUGGACGACGAGAAUGGCGACUCUGCUGAGAACCUGGAAGACACGUUCAGGGAUAAGCGGUUGCCGGUUGGGUCUGGCGGUCGAGGGCAAGAAUACGAGGUGGAGCAGAAAAGCAUCUUUUACGAGAGUGGGAUGGAUGAGAUGUUUUGAACGGAUGCUUUCUACGUUGUAAUGCUUGUGUCAUCUGUUAUCUUUCCUUUUGCUCUCUCCUUUCCCGGGACCGGAUGGCAUGGGACGGCGCAUUUUUGGAUAUGGUCGGGAACAAAAUAAAAGGGAAAAGAGCUUCAUCUACCAUAUAUAUACCCCAUAUUAAACACACUUCAGAAGAACGUCGCGGCAUUCUGCACUGACAAGUUCCUUUCGCAACAAACCACCCUUGUAUCCGCGACAUUACACUAUAACAUUCAUAUUUCUUUACAUUCAAAAAAAGAAAAACCCAGGAUAU